This is a messenger RNA of Plodia interpunctella (Indianmeal moth), 1050 nucleotides long. RefSeq names its product Negative Cofactor 2beta (gene NC2beta). Gene Ontology annotation, molecular function: RNA polymerase II general transcription initiation factor activity; TBP-class protein binding; protein heterodimerization activity. The transcript has 3 exons. Gene Ontology annotation, cellular component: negative cofactor 2 complex. The record is from RefSeq and is a predicted model, not a curated record. Gene Ontology annotation, biological process: negative regulation of transcription by RNA polymerase II; RNA polymerase II preinitiation complex assembly. Lineage: Eukaryota; Metazoa; Arthropoda; Insecta; Lepidoptera; Pyralidae. The coding region runs from base 165 to 719 and encodes 184 amino acids.
UGCUGUCAAUUGUUAGGGUAGAUUAAUGACUAAAGGGUAAAAUAGUAAUAUCUACCUCCCUAAAUGUAAAACAAAAAAUAUUCAUUAAUUUUAUCAAUCAUAUGUUAUUUGUGUGUUGAAUAAUUGAAUAAAAAAUAUAUUGAAUCUAUUACUAAUCAUUUAUUAUGGGUAGUCCAGAACGUGAACUGUGUCCUCCACCGUCAGAAGAAGAUGAAUUGACAUUACCAAGAGCUAGUAUUAAUAAAAUGAUAAAAGAAUUGGUUCCUUCGGUUAGAGUUGCAUUUGAGUCGAGAGAACUGAUACUAAAUUGUUGCACCGAAUUUAUCCAUUUGCUCAGUUCUGAGGCUAAUGAAGUUUGUAAUCAAAAUAAUAAGAAAACAAUUAACGCUGAGCAUGUUCUUAUCGCUCUUGAUAGAUUAGGUUUCAAUGACUACACACUAGAAGCUGAAGCUGUUUUGAAGGACUGUAAGGCAGUAGCUGCAAAAAGGAGGAGGCAAAGUACCAGACUUGAAAAUUUGGGAAUUCCAGAAGAAGAACUACUGAGACAACAGCAGGAGCUAUUUGCCAGGGCACGAGAAGAACAAGCUAAGCAAGACCAACAACAAUGGUUGUUACUACAGCAACAGGGCCUUGCCGUACCAGAGGGAGGUCCGCAGCCAUAUGUACCUCCACCAUCUGGACUCAAAACUGAGGAUGAUGAAGAUGAUGAUUACUCAUAGGUUUAAUAAACAUCUUAUGGAUUAAUACAAAUCUAACGAAAUGUGGACAUUCGUGAAAGCCUUGUAUUUAUAUGAUCUAGUUGAUGUUCCCGGAAGUAUACUUAAUUUGGUCCUAAAGUUUUUAAUAGUUUUUAAUGACAUUCCGACAACAGCAAUUGCCAAUGUCCUGUUUUGCUCUCACUGAUCAAUAUCAGAAGUUGUGUAAACACAUGCAUCUUCAUUCCUUAUGCUUUGAUGAAUGAAUGUGAAAAAAUCAAGUCAAAAUUGUAAGGAAGUAAACAAAAUGUAAUGUCUUUUUUUAAUAAUGUAAUAAAAGUUGUACAGUUAAAAA